This is a messenger RNA of Anolis carolinensis (green anole), 1385 nucleotides long. It is a transcript of the gene timcc, whose product is annotated as family with sequence similarity 136 member A. The record is from RefSeq and is a predicted model, not a curated record. Gene Ontology annotation, cellular component: cytoplasm. NCBI's taxonomy places the organism in Eukaryota, Metazoa, Chordata, Lepidosauria, Squamata, Anolidae. The transcript has 3 exons. The coding region runs from base 70 to 501 and encodes 143 amino acids.
CUGCGCGCCCUCUCUCUUGACUCCUGUCCCGGAUUUAAAGGGGAAGGACACCGGUUCCGGGCAGGCAGCAUGGCCGCUGCAAGGGGAGCCGAGGCGGAGCAGCUCCGGGUGCAAGAGGCCGUCGACGGCAUGGUGCAAGGGCUGGAGCGGGGCAGCAUCCGGAAGAUGCAGGGCAUCAUGUUCCGGUGCAGCGCCUCCUGCUGCGAGAACGACAAGGCCUCCAUGCAGCAAGUGCACCAGUGCAUUGAGCGCUGCCAUGCUCCGCUGGCCCAGGCGCAAGCCGUGGUCACCCAAGAGCUGGAGAGGUUUCAGGACCGCCUGUCCCGCUGCACCAUGCACUGCAACGACAAAGCCAAGGACGCCUUGGACUCGGGCAACAAGGAGCCGCAGGUCAAGUCCCAGCUGGAGAACUGCGUCUCCCGCUGCGUGGAGGAGCACCUGGGCCUCAUCCCCAGCAUGGCCAAGAAGAUGAAGGAGAACCUGGCUGGCAUCGCCCAGUAGGAGCAGAGGCACAAGGCCUUGCAAUGCAGAUUUGCAGAGCUGGCCGCAAAUGCAGAAGCAGCAGCAACGCAACAGAGUCGGAUUUUCUGACAACGCAGAGACUCUUUUGUGGUGGCCUUGACAUGAUCCGGGUGGACGGGAGGAAAGAAAUGGCCCUUGUUCCCUUUCGGUGCUGUCUCAAAUCCCGUACGUUCCCCAUUGUAUGCAAAAUUAAAAGUAGACAUGGCUAUAUAAUAAUAAUAAUAAUAAGUUUAUUUGUAUCCCGCCUCCAUCUCCCCCGGAGGGGACUCGGGGCGGCUUACAGCAAAAUCAAAAUACAAACAAUGAUAAAAUAUAAAACAUCAGGACAAAAACAAAAACCAAUAAAAAUAUAUACAAUAAGUUAAAAAACACAACGCAGAAUUAAAACUAUAUGCACAUCUCCCCACAAAAAAAAAACCAAAACAAAGGUACAUCCACACUGUAGAGUUAAUGUAGUUUAACAGCACUUUAACUGCCAUGGCUCAAAACGCUGGAAUCCUGGGAGAUAUUGUUCAGCAUAUUCCCAAUAGAGAUGGCUGGAAGCCUUGCAAAACUGCAAACUCCCUGGAUCACUGCAACUCAAAGUGGUAUCAAACUGGAUUAAUUCAACAGUGUAGACGCACUAUUCAAUGAGGAAUGAGGAUGCCCUUAGAUUGUGCAGACAGCAAUUCAAAAUGGAAAAUAUAAGCGAAACUUUGAAAUGUAUCGCUGCUCAGAGGCCAUUCUUAACAAAUUCGGGUGCAUUUGUUCCAAUGGGAACAACAAGAAUCGCCAACGGUCUUCUGGUUUCCUGUUUUUUCUCCUCCUUCUCUUUAAACUGUGAAAUAUUUUCUAAAGAAUUUAAUAAAAAAAUUAAAACUAUA